Trypanosoma rangeli is the source of this 729-nucleotide messenger RNA. RefSeq names its product 60S ribosomal protein L7. Gene Ontology annotation, molecular function: structural constituent of ribosome; RNA binding. The record is from RefSeq and is a predicted model, not a curated record. The transcript has a single exon. Gene Ontology annotation, biological process: maturation of LSU-rRNA from tricistronic rRNA transcript (SSU-rRNA, 5.8S rRNA, LSU-rRNA). Gene Ontology annotation, cellular component: cytosolic large ribosomal subunit. Bases 1 to 729 code for a protein of 242 amino acids. NCBI's taxonomy places the organism in Eukaryota, Euglenozoa, Kinetoplastea, Trypanosomatida, Trypanosomatidae.
AUGCCCGCGAAGACUAUCCCUGCCCCGGAGUCUGCCAUCAAGCGCGCUGCGUUCAAGCAGCAGCAGACGGAGAACUUCAAGAAGGCGAUUGCUGCCAACAAGGCGGCAAAGGUCGCUCUGAAGAAGCUUGCGUACGCGCGUGGCCUCAAGUACUCCCGUGAGUACCGUUCCACCGAGAAGAAGCUGGUGCACCUUCGCCGCCUGGCGAAGAGCCGCGGAAACUACUACCUUGAGGCGAAGCCGAAGGUGGCUGUGGUCACUCGCAUCCGCGGUAUUGCGAAGGUCGCUCCGAAGCAGCGCAAGAUUCUUCAGCUUCUGCGUCUGCGCCAGAUCUUCAACACCGUUUUUGUGCGCCUGAACAAACCGAUGGAAAACAUGCUCCGUGCCAUUGAGCCCUACAUUGCGUACGGGUACCCUUCCCUGCGCACGGUCCGCGCGAUGGUGUACAAGCGUGGCCACCUGAAGCUCAACGGUCAGCGCGUGAAGAUUGCCGAUAACAAGAUGAUCAAGGACAAGUACAACAACGAUGAUAUUGUCUGCGCUGAGGACAUCGUGAACCAGAUAUACACCGCUGGCAAGCACUUCCGCACGGUGACAAACGGUAUGUGGCCCUUCAAGCUGUCGCCGCCCACCGGUGGCAUGCGCCAGAAGCGUCGCCACUUUAUUGAGGGUGGCGAUUACGGCAACCGUGACACCCUCAUCAACCGUUUCCUCGCCCGCAUGAUUUAA